UCCAAUAAUCUACACGAUAUAAUCAUUACGAUAAAACUUAUUAUAAGUAGAAUCGACGUGCAUAUACAAGUAACUUGCUAAAAUGAAGUGCCUGCUGUUGUUCGUUUGUAUGGGUGUGGUGGCCGCGGCUCCUCAGCUGGCUGUGGAGUCCAUCUUGACUAACUACCAUGAGCUGAUCGGUAUACCUGAAGCGGCCAGGAUCAAGGCAGCCGAGGAGGCGAGAGACUUCGAUGGAGCGAGGAUUGUUGGCGGCCAGCUAUCUGCUCUAGGCGCUCAUCCUCAUCUUGGGGGGCUACUCGUCACUCUAACGACAGGCCAGGUAUCCAUGUGUGGGUCGAGUCUGCUCAGCAACACGAAGUUGGUGACGGCCGCCCACUGCUGGAGGACCAACAGCUUCCAGGGUCGAUCGGUGGAGGUGGUGCUGGGGUCGUUGAACCUGUUCAGCGGUGGCACCAGGGUCACUACCACUAACGUGGAGUUGCACGCCAGCUAUAACGCUAACAACUUGAACAGUGAUGUCGCCAUCAUUACCAUCCCAUGGGUGGCGUAUUCCAACACAAUCAACAAAAUUGACCUGCCAUCUGGUUUGCUGCUGUACAUGACAUUCGAAGGCAACUGGGCGCAAGCUGCGGGCUUCGGCAGGACCAGCGAUGCCGCCGCUGGCGCCAACAACCAGGAGCUGAGGGAAGCGAACCUGGUGGUGAUCGCCAACUGGGAGUGCCAGGCCAUCUACGGCAUGCAGGUUGUCAUUGGCUCAACUCUCUGCACCAGCGGAUUUGCUGGUGCCGGCACCUGCUCGGGCGACUCUGGUGGACCGCUCGCGCUGACCUUCAGCGGGGUUAGAUACCUGAUCGGAGUAACGUCGUUCGUGGCAGCCCAAGGUUGUCAGACGGGCUUACCGGCCGGCUACGCCAGGGUCAGCAGCUUCGCCACCUGGAUCAACGCGAGAAUCUAAACCAUCAUCAUCACCACCACUGGGCACUGACAACUAAUUUAUUAUGAUCUGUAAA
Molecule: messenger RNA, 1010 nt
Organism: Aricia agestis (brown argus)
Lineage: Eukaryota; Metazoa; Arthropoda; Insecta; Lepidoptera; Lycaenidae
Product: collagenase-like
Exons: 5
Coding region: 83-955 (290 amino acids)
Biological process (GO): proteolysis
Molecular function (GO): serine-type endopeptidase activity
Source: RefSeq, a predicted model, not a curated record